Messenger RNA from Marasmius oreades (fairy-ring Marasmius), 705 nucleotides. RefSeq lists its product as uncharacterized. Lineage: Eukaryota; Fungi; Basidiomycota; Agaricomycetes; Agaricales; Marasmiaceae. The coding region runs from base 1 to 705 and encodes 234 amino acids. The transcript has a single exon. The record is from RefSeq and is a predicted model, not a curated record.
AUGGUUCUCCAUGUCCGAAGCGGAGAACGCUAUCGAUGGAGGUCGAGCUUCCUAGGCUACAACUCAUUCCCAGAGUUCCCAGAACGGCUAGGAUGGAAAUUGGAUGUGCUUAUAGAAGUAGAUAAUGAGGAGUGGCGAUGGGUCAACGUUUACCAAACGCAGUGUUACCCCACUAUCGAACAAAUCGUCAAUCGCGUUAACGAGAUACAGACUGCGCACCAUGCUAGGGUUACGAGAGAUGGAAGUAGAUUGAAAAGAUGGUACAUCAUGACAGAUGGGAAGCGGGAGUGGCUGAGAGAAUUGGGAGUGGCUUUUCAUGCGUCUUCGAGUGAGAAAUGGGACGGGAUUUCGACAAGUCGAGAUCUUGAUUUGAGCCCGGAACAGAAACAGACGCUGGACACGUACACUGGAUCCAGGUCUGCAGUGUUUGUCGGUAAUGAGAUGAGUGUCUUUUUCUUUGUCUCUCUUUUGACUGGCAGCGCUUAUUUCGUUCGCUUCCCACUAGUUCUCAAGUAUGACUUCGUCCAUUGUCAUGCUACGAAGUUUAACAGAGCAACACUAGAUGCUAUGAAUGUUUUUGUUGGGGGGAGCUGUACAUCUAUAUCAAUGCAUAUUCGGCUCUUGCUGUUAAUGCAGACGGUUGCGAUGGAUUUCUGUUACAUACAUCCCUACACAAGCCCGCUCAAAGAUCCUUAUCAGCCUUGA